Molecule: messenger RNA, 966 nt
Organism: Dictyostelium discoideum AX4
Lineage: Eukaryota; Evosea; Eumycetozoa; Dictyosteliales; Dictyosteliaceae
Gene: nap1
Exons: 3
Coding region: 1-966 (321 amino acids)
Biological process (GO): nucleosome assembly
Cellular component (GO): cytoplasm; nucleus; chromosome
Source: RefSeq, a predicted model, not a curated record
AUGUCCGAAAAUAACGAAAUUGAAAUGGAACUCCCAUUUGACUCAUCUGCAAUUACUUCAACAGAAGUUUUAGACAGAGUUAAUGCUUUACUCACUCUCCAAGAUACACAAAAUGAAUUAACGGAACAAAUGGAAAAAGAAAUUUUAGAAAUUGAAAAGAAAUAUUUAAAAAAAUUCCAACCACUCGCAGAAAAGAGAUUUGAAAUUGUAUCAGGUAAAGUUGAACCAACCAAAGAAGAUCAACAAUGUAAAGCACCAAUUCAAGUUGAAAACCUUAAAUCUGUUCCAACCGAUAAAGGUAUUCCAAAGUUCUGGUUACAUGUCUUACAAAACACCGAAGUCAAAGAUAUCAUUGAAGAAUGUGAUAUUGAAGCUUUAGAGUAUUUAGUUGAUAUUAAAAUCGUUCAAGUCGGUGACGCACAAGACUACUCAUUAGAUUUCCACUUUAGUGAAAAUCCAUUCUUCACCAACACUGUCAUCUCCAAAACCGUCAAACUCGAAGAAGAUAACGAAUUAAAUGAAAUCGUCUCAACCCCAAUCAAUUGGAAAGAUGGUAAAAACUUUACCGUUCAAUCAAAGAAGAAAACUGUUAAAUCAAAACCAACCAAAGGUAAAGCUGCCACCACCACCUCUACCACCGUUCAAGAGGUCGUCCCAUGUUUCUUUAGCACCUUUGUCUCACCAAACCAAGAUCCAACCAGUGAUGAAGAAGCUGAUGAAAUCAUGUACAUCCAAUACCAAAUUAUCGCCAAAUUAAAGGAUAUCGUUAUCCCAGAAGCCGUUAACUUCUUUUUAGGUCGUGCUUCAGAUGCCGAAGAAAACGAUUAUGACUUUGGUGAAGAUUUCGAAGAUGAAGAAGGUGAAGAUGAUGAUGAAGAAGAUGAUGAAGAAGAACAAACCAUUAAAAAACCAUCAGGUAAAGGUAAAGCUCAACCACAACAACCACAAGAUUGUAAACAACAAUAA